UGAUCCUAACACACCAACCAUUAACUGCAGUAUAUGAGAGAAUGCAUCCUUGGGAACUUCAGGAGGAGAUUGCUUGCAGUACUUAAAACUGAUAAUGAUCUUCAACGGCCUUCUAUUUUGGAGUCUCUGAUUCGCAGACAUAUCAGCAUUGUCCAUCUUGCAGAGCAGCAUAUUAGCAUGGAUUUAACCCAGGGUAUUAGAGAAGUUUUGCUCACAGAAGCCUUCUCAGGACCAGUUUCCUCUCUGCACUUGUUUGAAAAAGUGACAGAACAACCUACUGGAUCAGCUGCUGAAGCUGUAUGUAACUGGUACAUAGAAAAUAUAAUCAAAGAUGUAUCAGGUGCUGGAAUCCUGUUUGCACCCAUUCAUAAAUGUUUCAAGAGCACAAGGCCUGUUGGUGGAUACUUUGCAGACUCAGUUGCUGAUCUGAGAGAACUACAGGCCUUUGUUCGUAUUUUUGGUGGCUAUGGAGUUGACAGGCUAGACCAUCUGCUGAAAGAACACACAGCUGCUCUUUUAAAUUGCAUUGACACCUCAUUGCGCUCAAACCGUGAAGUGCUAGAGGCAGUAGCUGGCAGCCUGCAUUCUGGUGACAGAAUAGAGAGAGAGGCAUCUAUGAAACAGGUUGUUGAUUUGGAUACAGUGAUUGAAUUUUGUGUUCAGGCUGGGCUAGCCCUGGCUUUUGAUGGGCUUCUGGCUGAAGCUGCUGGAGCUGUGCUUGAAGAAGGUGCACCCUUGAUAUAUUCAUUACUAGCUGAGGUAGUUAAGCAUGUACCUGAUGCAAUACCUGAAAAGAAGGAAAUUAGGAGAUUGAAAGGAGUGGCAAAUAGUGUCGGUGUGGUCUGUGACCAUGAUUCCCAGUGGGUGAGGUCAGUCUUGGGAGAAGUCGGGGGUGCAAAUGAUGGUUCGUGGAGCCUGUUACCAUAUUUAUUUGCCACCUUCAUGGCAUCUAAUGUUUGGAACACCACUGCCUUCAAUGUUGAAACAGGGGGCUUCAACAACAAUAUCAAUUGCUUGGCAAGGUGUAUUAGUGCUGUGAUUGCAGGAAGCGAGUUUGUUAGACUAGAACGUGAGCAUCAGCAGAGACAAUCUUUCUCAAAUGGACAUGUUGAUGAGACACUAGAUUCUGAAAUACAGAGCCGUUUGUCAGCUGAGGCAAGCAUAAAGUCCACAAUGCAACUCUUUGUAAAAUUCUCUGCAGGGAUUAUACUAGAUUCUUGGAGCGAAACUAACAGAUCUCAUCUUGUAGCACAGGUUAUCUUCCUAGACCAACUUUGUGAGAUCUCCCCAUACCUUCCAAGAAGUUCUCUGGAACUCCAUAUUCCUUAUGCCAUUCUUCGGUCAAUAUAUAGCCAGUACUACACGAAUAAUCCAUCCUCACUGCUGGCAUUACUAACUGUAUCACCCCGCCAUUCUCCUGCUGUAUCACUAUCACAUGCAUCCCCUGUAAUAAGGCAGGGCCGUGGUGACUCAACUCCUCAGUAUCUCACUAAUGAUUCAGGCUAUUUUAAAUCAGCAUCAUCAUCAUAUAGUCAGGAGCACAUUUAUGAUAAUGACAGUGGAAACUUUCGGGGGAAUGAAAACAAACACCGGAAUGUUCGCCGGUCUGGGCCACUGGAUUACAGCUCAAGUCGUAAAGUAAAACAUGGUGAAGGGUCAACUUCGGGAAGCACAGGUCCCAGUCCAUUACCAAGGUUUGCAGUUUCUAGGUCUGGCCCAAUAGCAUAUAAGUAGAAAGAUGGCCAACAACAAAGAAGAGGGCGGUAAAUUAUGAUAUAUAUUUUCCCAAGGAUAGUUAUAUGUGUAUAUAUAGUUACUGAGAUAGUUCAUAAAAAUUUUGACAUAAUGUAUACCUGAAAUUACUUUCCUUUUUGUGGUAGCCUUGAUCGUGUAAAUUAAUGCCAUUUAUUUCAUUCCUUGAACCUCCAAGCU
This is a messenger RNA of Quercus robur (English oak), 1932 nucleotides long. Its product is annotated as protein NAP1-like. The record is from RefSeq and is a predicted model, not a curated record. Gene Ontology annotation, biological process: cell morphogenesis; cell projection assembly; cell migration. Bases 34 to 1734 code for a protein of 566 amino acids. Lineage: Eukaryota; Viridiplantae; Streptophyta; Magnoliopsida; Fagales; Fagaceae. Gene Ontology annotation, cellular component: SCAR complex. The transcript is spliced from 3 exons.